AUGUUCCAUUGGGACCCUGCAUUUGCAGGUUUUACGCCCGUGGAACCACCAGCAACGCACUAUUUUGGCACAUACCCACCACUCUCUUAUCCGGUCUCUCACUCUGGCCCAUCAAAUACAUUUCACCAGGGCAUCCAAGGGGAGCGGUGCUGGGAUUCGAUCGUCCCUCAGCCUGCACGGCAACCCACGACUUACCGCCCCAUCAUGCCGCGGCCGUCGCCCGCAGGUUCACCGGAACGAACCAAGAAAAGGAAAAGAAAUCCCACGGAAAGGUCGGGCAAGAGACCAGUACAGGAAAUUUCCAUGCAGACAAGUGGAACAAUAUCCAAAGUGAAUGACACAAAUAAGGAUGCAGCAACCGAACCUUCAACUCCAGAGGAUGCUGAAAUGUCGGUUGAAACUCUCCAACGAUCCUUGAAGACACAAGCUCUCCAGUCAAUAGCUAUCUUCCGCACGCUAAUUGAGAGUUUACGCGAGUAUGACCUCGAUGUUGAAACUCUCAAUUGUUGGGAGGCAGAAAUUGGAGAUACCGACGCAAGUUAUAUUCCUGUCAAAGUAAAGGAUACUUCCAAGGUCUUUGUUUCUCUCCAGGAACUAAACUCUGUUCUCAUUACAUGCUUUGGGGCUUCAGACCCCGAACGACACGUUAUCCUUCGGGCCCAGGCCCUCAGGUUGUUGAAUUGUAUGCUGAUCUUUGCAGUUCAGUACCAUUUGCUCCACACUCCGGGAGCAUGUGUCGAGAUUGGAAAGUGGAUGGAAAGACUUUGCAGGGACAGAAGUGUCACGCAAGGGCAAUGA
Penicillium cataractarum is the source of this 798-nucleotide messenger RNA. RefSeq lists its product as uncharacterized. The transcript is spliced from 2 exons. Lineage: Eukaryota; Fungi; Ascomycota; Eurotiomycetes; Eurotiales; Aspergillaceae. The coding region runs from base 1 to 798 and encodes 265 amino acids. The record is from RefSeq and is a predicted model, not a curated record.